AUGGAUUUCUUUUUGAAAGGAAUGAAAGGUGAUGGAUAUGAGUGCCCCUUUGAUAUGAAAGACAUCCAAAGGUGCCCGUUUUUAAGGAACAUCAAUGAACCUACAAAUUUCUCUUUCGCCUCAGCCAAAACCUCCAUUCCUGUGCAUGGAGCCAAGGGUCCUAUAUUUGAAGAUGGUCCCAGUUUUGACAUGGCAUUUAAGCUAUUUCAUGGGAAGGAUGGGGUGAUUCCCCUGUCUGAGAAAUCUGAUUUUCACGGUGACAGUGCAGAAGCAGCUGUUUCUUUGCCUGUUUUCAACCCUUUAGCAGGAAGAGCUGCCACCAUAAGUUUGUCAACCUUUGGACCAGGAGGCCCAUUUAGUUUUGGGAAUUUUUCCGAGAAAUGGAAGAAGCAGAAGAAUUCCGAAUCAUCAAAUAAAAAGGAACACUCAUCUCAGAAGGGAGAUGUUUCAAAGCACGAGGCCCUUGGAAAUGAAUGGUUGGCAAACGGAAAUUGCCCAAUUGCCAAGUCUUACAGAGCUGUAAGCAACGUUCUACCUCUUGUUGCAACUGCUUUUCGGCCACCAAGUGGAAUGAAGCUUAAAUGUCCACCAGCAGUUGUUGCCGCAAGGGCUGCCCUUGCCCGUACAGCCUUUGUGAAAAACUUGCGCCCUCAGCCUCUUCCUGCAAAAAUGCUUGUUAUUGCAGCUUUGGGCAUGGCAGUUAACGUGCCCUUUGGCAUGUGGAAAGAACAUACCAAGAAAUUCUCGUUAUCUUGGUUUGCAGCCGUGCAUGCCGCUGUUCCCUUUAUCACCAUGCUUCGGAAAUCAGUGGUGAUGCCUAAAUCAGCUAUGGCACUGACCAUUGCAGCAUCCAUUCUCGGGCAAGUUAUUGGCUCGAGAGCUGAACGUAUCCGGCUGAAAACAAUCGCUGCUGAGAUGGGAAAAUUGAGAACAGAGACAGUAUGCCGCAUGGAAGACUAUAGUCCCAAGAAGCUUGGUGAUAUUAGGGCCAAUCACUGCAGUGCUGAAGGAAUGGUCCUCAAAUUGUCACUUCCUGUGACGGAUACUGGAUCGUCGUCUUCAACUGCUGGCGUGUGCUAUUGA
Messenger RNA from Sphenostylis stenocarpa, 1083 nucleotides. NCBI's taxonomy places the organism in Eukaryota, Viridiplantae, Streptophyta, Magnoliopsida, Fabales, Fabaceae. The record is from the annotation of a GenBank genome assembly.